AUGUCCAGCCAGUCAUACCAGCAGAUGAUAAUCGCCUUUGAUGAGUUAAGAACGGAUUUCAAGAGUCCCAUAGACCAGUGCAACCCGGUUCAUGCGAGGGAGCGGCUGAGGAACAUCGAGCGCAUCUGCUUCCUUCUGAGAAAGCUGGUGCUUCCAGAGUACUCCAUCCACAGCCUCUUCUGCAUCAUGUUCCUGUGUGCCCAGGAGUGGCUCACCCUGGGGCUCAACGUUCCUCUGCUCUUCUAUCACUUCUGGAGGUAUUUUCACUGUCCAGCAGACAGCUCAGAGCUGGCCUACGACCCGCCGGUUGUCAUGAAUGCUGACACCUUGAGCUACUGCCAGAAGGAAGCUUGGUGUAAGCUAGCCUUCUACCUCCUCUCCUUCUUCUACUACCUGUACUGCAUGAUUUACACCUUAGUGAGCUCCUAACUCAGACCCUGCUGACGGAGAGGAGAGGCUGGGAAGCACUGCAGCUGUGGCUAGAGGAGCACCAGACGGGGAUGACGGAGAGACCCAGCUGGCAGAGACCGAAUGGACGGAAGUCACACAGCAGACAGGGCCAUGUUACCCCACGUGUGUCUGUCUCUGCCUUUGCCUUUCACAUCCCACAUGGGUUGCGGAACCCCUGUGAGCAUGGGGGUGUCAGCUUGCAGCUGCUGAAACACUCGACCUCUGGAGAUGCUGUCAUUACCCCUUCAUCCACUUCCCUGAGCAGCAGAACCACGCAAGUUCCCAGAGAGCUCGGCGGGAUGGUAGACACGAGGCCAGACUCUGGAAGGUGUCCAUCAAGGGACAGCAUGGCUCGGGGCCAGCGACAGAUCUUCAGGGAUGGCUGAGACCCACAAGGACACCAUGGGCUGCCCAAGACUCUUGUCAUAUUUUCCCCAGAGCUGUGGCCACAUGCUUUGCUGGUGCAAGGCUGUGGGGACUGCCCUGAGCCACCUCUCACGGCACUUUGAUGCUCUGUGUGCGGGAGCCUGAGUGCCGUGGCUUCCUGAGCUGGGUGUGGGCAUCAAGUCCUGUCCAGUGUCGACUGGGGAGGGGAGAACAUUGAUUUCUAAAAAUGUUCGCAACAUGUCCCAGGUGUGAGUUCUUCACCCUCCCGAGAUGUAUUCUGCCACUGUACCAAAAAUUCAUCAGUCAUUACAUGCCAAUCAGCUGGCUGGCAUGAGCCAAAGCCUAAAAAAACCUCAAAACAGUGCACAUCCCAGACACAGAGAGCUGUUCUUUACGUGGGUAUGGACAGCCAGCAAGUGAGACAAAACAAUUGUCACUUCCACUGAUGCUUCACAGCCUUUGUGGUGUUCAGAUCAAUGUGGGGACAUCUGCUUAUUUAGAAUUUUCCACUUGGCUUUUGCUCCUUUUUCUUUUUGGGUGGGAGUUGCAGGGCCGGUGUAAAUACUGACAAGGCUGAGUUUUUAUGAUGCUUAAAUUAGGCACAAUGAUUUUUACCUGAUUCCCCAAACUGCCUUGCUUUCUACCAUUACACCACUCACACACACACACACACACAC
Messenger RNA from Apodemus sylvaticus (European woodmouse), 1514 nucleotides. RefSeq names its product cornichon family AMPA receptor auxiliary protein 3 (gene Cnih3). The record is from RefSeq and is a predicted model, not a curated record. Gene Ontology annotation, biological process: regulation of AMPA receptor activity; vesicle-mediated transport. The transcript has 6 exons. Bases 1 to 429 code for a protein of 142 amino acids. Lineage: Eukaryota; Metazoa; Chordata; Mammalia; Rodentia; Muridae. Gene Ontology annotation, cellular component: synapse; dendrite.